CCGCAACUCUCUCGCUCAGUCUUGGCAAUGCUAGGUAUGUAACUCCAAGGCAAGUACUUUUAACACUGCCACUUUCAAGACACACAUCACGACGGGGUUCAUUACGUCGUGGAGUAGCUGAUCGUCUGCACGCCGUCAUCCCUGCCCGGCACACGUCCUUAGCCAGAGCUUCGUUUUUUUCUCUCUUUGUUCUCACCCUUUCCCCGCGAUUGCCUCCUUCACGAUGACGCCGUCUCGGGACUUGUUGACCCCAAGGAGAAUCCCAUGCAUCCCAUCUUUGUGCACAACAGCCUCUCACGAGCCGGCCUACUACUAAAGCACCCUGGCUAGCUACCUUCUACAGAAUAUCAUCUUUAAACCAACCAUCCAUGCUCUCAUAUCCUAAACUAUAUUUUUUGAUCCCUUGACCACAUUCAAUCAUCUUUAAGAACUCGAUACCAGUUUCAAAAAUCCACAUCCUCGACAACUCAGACCGAUCUUCUCAUCCAAUCAACUCAAUAAAAGAAACUUAGGACCAGGCCCUCUCCAAGCGCAGAAAAAAAAAACAAAGGGAAACAGACUAAAAACAAACGAGACCAAUCACAAUCAUGACCAUGACAGAUCCCAGCACUGCCGGUAGUAACGCCAUGGCCGAAGGCGGCCAGGGUAGUGCACCGAUCCAGCAGGCUCCCGGCCUGCAGGACAUCGCGCCCAAGGACACCGGUGCGGCGCUCAACGACCCCUUCCCUGACAGGCGCCAGAGCGAUGAAUGGGAUGCCUCCAAGGUUCCCCCAAGCCGCUUCCAGAAGCGCAAGGGCUCCAUCUACUCGACGCCCGGCUCGCGUGAUGGUCAUGUAGACAGGAACACACAGCACAAGUUUCACGAGACACAUGCUGAGAAGGGAUACGGCGAGAAGAAGUAAAGAGAUAGAAAAACAAGACGUUGAUAUACCAACAAUUGUUGCAUUGGACGUAGUGGUAUACACUCGUCAUCUCUGGGUGUUGGGAAUAUGAGAUUGCCGCACGCUGUACGCCUGAUGAGACUUUAGUUAUUUUAAUUUGAGCAAGAACUUCAGGAAGA
Molecule: messenger RNA, 1060 nt
Organism: Pyricularia oryzae 70-15
Lineage: Eukaryota; Fungi; Ascomycota; Sordariomycetes; Magnaporthales; Pyriculariaceae
Exons: 3
Coding region: 588-902 (104 amino acids)
Source: RefSeq, a predicted model, not a curated record